This is a messenger RNA of Alligator mississippiensis (American alligator), 2988 nucleotides long. It is a transcript of the gene ASCC2, whose product is annotated as activating signal cointegrator 1 complex subunit 2. Lineage: Eukaryota; Metazoa; Chordata; Crocodylia; Alligatoridae. The transcript has 19 exons. The record is from RefSeq and is a predicted model, not a curated record. Bases 111 to 2363 code for a protein of 750 amino acids. Gene Ontology annotation, biological process: regulation of DNA-templated transcription. Gene Ontology annotation, molecular function: ubiquitin binding.
CCCGCUCUUCCGGGCCGCACCGGAAACGCCCUUUGACCCCGGAAGCGGCGGUCGGGAGAAAGGAGCGUUGCGCUGUCAGCGCUGGGGCUGAGGGGGGUUAACUCAUCACAAUGCCAGCAUUACCAUUGGAUGAACUCCAGCUUACUGAAAAGGAUCCGAAGACAGGGAAACUCAGGACUUUUCCAGCACUGCAUCCCGAAAUCAAAGCAGACCGUUUUUUUGUGUUAUACAAACCACCACCUAAUAUCAGAAACCAUGCCCUUGUGGAGGAAUUCUUAGAAAGAGCAAAAUUCAUUGCUGAUGAUCUGGACUGGCUUCUGGCUUUGCCUCACAAUAAAUUUUGGUGCCAGGUCAUAUUUGAUGAGACACUUCAGAAAUGCCUGGAUUCAUACCUGUGCUAUGUUCCUCGCAAGUUUGAUGCACUACUGGAUUUCCAUCCGGAAGUGAAUGACAUGCAGAAGCGACUUCAUCGGUGUGUCUUCCUCACCUUCCUCAGAAUGUCCACUCACAAGGAGUCCAAAGACCAUUUCAUCACGCCGUCUGUUUUUGGAGAAAUUCUUUAUAACAACUUCCUGUUUGACAUCCCUAAAAUACUGGAUCUGUGCGUGCUAUUUGGGAAAGGAAAUGGUCCCCUACUCCAGAAGAUGAUUGAAAAUAUCUUCACUCAGCAACCAAGUUACUACAGUGACUUGAAUGAAACAGUCCCCACAAUCCUCCAGGUGUUCGACAACGUUUUGCAAAAAUGUGGCUUGCAAUGUGAAGGUACCUCAGCUGAACCCCAGAAACUGGAAGAAAGAGUCAAAGUGACUCCUGCUGACUUGCCUCUCCAGGAGUUGAAGGAUAUUGUGCUGUUCUUGUGUGACACCUGCAUCUCCCUCUGGGCAUUUCUUGAUGUCUUUCCACUUGCUUGCCAAACCUUUCAAAAACAUGACUUCUGUUACAGAUUGGCAUCAUUCUAUGAACUGAUAAUUCCUGAGCUGGAAUCUGCAAUUAGGAAGAGGAGAUGUGAAGAUAACAGUUUACUGACUGACUUGUGGAGACGACUGUCUCAUUCCAGGAAGAAGGUGAUGGAGGUUUUCCAUAUCCUCACUAACCAAAUAUGUCUCCAGCCCAUCUUAGAAAGCAGUUGUGAGAAUAUUCAGCCCUUUAUUGAAGACUUUCUACAGAUCUUCACCUCAGUGCUUCAAGAGAGGAGGUUUCUCCGUGACUAUGAUGAGUUAUAUCCUGUUGCAGAUGACGUGAGUCUGCUUCAGCAGGCAUCUUCCACCUUAGAUGAGACCCGAACAGCUUAUAUCCUCCAAGCAGUGGAAAGUGCCUGGGAAGGUGUGAAUAGGAGAAAAACUUGUGUUGCUAAAGACCCAGCACUACCAUUGGCAUCCAGUGGAGCCUCGGCAAUGACAGAAGAUGCUGCUAAGGACUCAGAGGAGCUUGAUGAUGCAUAUAGAUUGGAAGAUGAAUAUGCUGGAGCAGCUGCAGCACCCAUUGCCAAGGUCUCAGGGGUGGAGCUAGAUUCUCUGAUUUCUCAAGUGAAAGAUCUGCUGCCUGAUCUCGGGGAGGGCUUCAUCUUGGCCUGCCUGGAAGGGUAUGAUUACAAUGUAGAGCAGGUGAUCAACAACAUCCUGGAGGACAAGCUAGUGCCAUCCCUGGACAAACUGGACCAAACAAUGCCAAGGCAGUUGAAGCCAGAUCCAACCCCUUUGGUGACUUCUCGAUGUAAUGUCUUCCAGGAUGAUGAGUUUGAUGUUUUCAGCAGAGAUUCGAUAGACCUGUCCCGGGUACAGAAAGGUAGGAGGAAGGACAAGGACACAACAGAGAGUUUGUUGAAUGACAAGCGUCUAAUUGCUGAACAGAAGGAACGCUACAGCCAGUACAGUGUGAUUGUAGAGGAGGUUCCUGAGCAGGCUGGAGAAGCCCAGUUCUCUAGGGAUGACUACGAGGAUGAAUACGACGACACCUAUGAUGGGAACCAGGUUGGGGCUAAUGAUGCAGACUCGGAUGAUGAGUUGAUCAGUAGGAGGCCAUUUACCACACCUCAGGUCCUGAAACCCAAAGGACGAGAGGAAGAGGAAGAGGACCCGGAAGAGGAAGAAGCUGAAAAAGAAACGCCAAAGCAGGACCAUUUUGUCCAGGACCCAGCUGUGCUGAGGGAGAGAGCAGAAGCCCGACGGAUGAUUUACCUUGCCAGGAAAGGGCACAAACAUGAUGGCUCAGCAGCUGUUGUUGGGAAUGUGAAGGGACACGGACAGAACCGGGAAACCAUACAGGAAAGGAGGAAGAAAGAAGCCAGCAAAGGAACACGAGCUAAUCAUAACAGACGUGCAAUGGCUGACAGGAAACGGAACAAAGGCAUGAUCCCUUCCUAAAGGACUCUGUCUCAAGAAAGUAAAUUAUAUCUAGGCCUACAUUUCUGAGGCUGUCACCCUCCUUGCCCUUACUGUGAAGGUCUGGAAGUUACAGUGCAAUACUCAAAUUUCAGUAUAAUGGGGAUCACUAAUCUCUUGGGAGGUCUUCCCAGUUAUGAAUGCCAGGAAUUGCUCAGCAACUAGGCUUUAGGCUGUCUGUUCCACUUCUUGAAAAAAAGACAGCAGGAACUCCCUGAAUGUACCAGAUAGGCUGUAACAGCCAUUUUAAAAAACUAUUUAUAACCAUUUGGGCUUUCUCCAUCCCAUCUGUAUAACUGCUGUGGUGCUUCCAUCAGCACAACUAGAAAUACUUAAGGUGACUGACAACAUAGUGUACCUGUGUUAUCAGUACAGCUUGCUGCUCCACUGAUGUCAUGCUUUAUCCUGCAGCAAACUUAAUAGGUGUUGGGUUUUUUUUGUUUUGUGGGUUUUUUGUUUGAUUUUUGUAACAACUUGGGCAAUUCCAGUUGUUGACAUACCCAUAGGAAUCCAGGUGUACAAGUGUACCACAGUGUCAUCUCCCUUUAAAAGAGGAGUAUUUUUAUAAAGAACGGCAUUGCAAAUAAAGGACUGAUUUUUUUCUUCA